Theobroma umbraticum is the source of this 1008-nucleotide messenger RNA. The record is from RefSeq and is a predicted model, not a curated record. Lineage: Eukaryota; Viridiplantae; Streptophyta; Magnoliopsida; Malvales; Malvaceae.
AUGCGAGGAGGGGCAAAGGAGGAGGAAAAAGAAGAGCUUUUACAAUUAGAAAUACCGUGCAACAUUGAAUAUGUGAGAAUAGGAGAUUGUCAAGGGUUAGAGAGAUUAUCAAAAACCUUUCACAACCUUACAUGUCUCACAAACUUAGAGAUCGUAAAGUGCCCGAAAUUGGUUUCACUUUCAACGGACAACUUGCCUCCAACACUUAGGACUUUGUGCAUUUUGAGUUGUGAGAAUUUGGAAUGUUUUCUGGAGGACAAGGAGAAUAUCAAUUUCAGUAGCACAUCUCUUCUUCAAUCUCUUGAAAUUAGAGAAUGCGAAGCUCUAAAAUCAUUAGCAUGGAGUGGUAAGUUACCCGUGCAGCUUAAGAAGUUGGAUGUUUUACUGUGUCCAGAGCUUGAAUGUUUAGCACGGGAAAUUGGGGAUAAUACUUGUCUUGAAUCUAUUUCACUCUGGGGCUGUAGAAAUAUUAAACAUUUACCCCAAGGACUGGACAAACUCAGUCGUCUUCAACAUAUUUGUCUAUGGGAUUGUCCAAAUCUUGUUCGUCUCCCAGAAGCUCUGCCCAACCUCCACCAUCUUCAAGUGUUAAUCAUAUGGGCAUGUCCAAGGGUGCAAAAUUCCAUCGGAGAAAGGGGUUUCCCUACCAACCUAACUUCCCUUUCCAUUGAUGACCCCAAUAUUAGUAAGGCAGUAAUGGAAUGGGGAUUGCAUAGACUCACCUUUCUUACAUAUCUCCACAUUAAUGGUAGUAAUUGCACAGAUGCGGCGUCGUUUUCUCAAGAGGAGAUUGGAAUGAAGCUGCCCCCUUCUCUGAUCGAUCUUACUAUCGGCAAUUUCAAAAAUGUAAGAAAGCUAUCCUCCAACGGCUUUCAAAACCUCACCUCUCUUCAAUCUUUGGUGAUGUACGGUUGCCCAAAGCUCAAAUCCAUUCCCCGAAAGGAAAUGCUUCCCUCGCUUUCGCAGCUAACUAUUUGGGACUGUCCGGUGCUAAAGAAAAGAGAUUGA